AUGCAGCGCGCAACAAUAAUGUUCGACAGUAUCAGAGAAGACGCAGAGCGCGUUGGUCAUGUUAAACAUGCUAGAGGAAAAAACAGUUACCAGCAGCAACGAAAUCGUCGAAAGUGCGGUCAAAACUCAAAGAACUCCGCGAAACGAAAUGGACAAGAGCGGGGCGGUCAGUUGCGCAGUCCCGCUGUCUCUAGUGAAGGCUACGAUGAAUGGGAAACAGCUAGUGAGAGCAGCACACGUAUUCUGCGAGGAGAUCACUCUGAAGUCAGAGCAUGCUUUGAGAACCCUCGUUGCAUGGCAACUACGCCUUCUCGAAAGUGCUCUGAUUAUCGGAUUGCCACUGCUGCUUCAGUUUUUGCAUCACAGACUGAACAUCCUAAAACUCGAUCGGCUGCCAUGGAGCGCCCUAACGGUUUAGGGUACGUCCAGUCUGCAGGUUGUAUGUUGCCAUCCCCUCUCGGAAACUUCAACAUUGGGAGCAAAAUGCGAAGCAAUCGUCGAUCGAGACAUAUUUACGAGUCGGAAAAAGACGUAUCGGACGGUCUUAUGGGUCUCAACAUCAAUGAUGUUGCCAAUGUGGUGGUUAUCGACGACCGCUCAGUUGACGCCGCUAGUGUAGGCAAAAAUGAUGAACUUGAACAGGUCCUGAACAAGAGAGUGAAGAAACAAAUAGCACACAUGAUGCAAGCUAAGGUGGAUGCUGAAGAGAAGCGGGCAAGUGAAAUGGAGUGUCAGAUACAUAUACAAGCGAAGAAAAGAACGCGUAGCAACAACAUGAGGAAAGGUAGUGCUUCGUUGCGUGUUCCUUUAAAAUCAUUUUAUGGUAGAUACCGUGUUGUAGCAGCAUAA
Messenger RNA from Cooperia oncophora, 849 nucleotides. The record is from the annotation of a GenBank genome assembly. NCBI's taxonomy places the organism in Eukaryota, Metazoa, Nematoda, Chromadorea, Rhabditida, Trichostrongylidae.